UGGAAAAAUGUGAUCGCAUUUCUUGUAUUCCAUAUAUUAGGUUUUUACGGUUUAAUCAUUUUCCUCGCUUUCCAAAUUAAAAUAUUAACGUGGAUUUACGUUGUGAUGUUAGGAUUUUUAGGGGGCUUUGGAAUCACUAUGGGGGCCCAUCGUCUUUUCACACAUCGUGCAUUUAAAGCCACAACCCCAACGAGACGAAUUUUGAUGAUUCUUUUCAUUAUGAAUGGACAGAAUUCCCUUUGGGAGUGGGCUAGGGAUCAUCGGCAGCAUCACAAAUACUCCGAUACUGAUGCUGAUCCCCAUAAUGCCCAUCGAGGAUUCUUUUUCUCCCAUGUGGGAUGGCUCCUAUCCCGGAAGCAUCCAAAAGUCAUACAAUAUGGCAAAAAAAUCAACAUGUCAGACUUCGAAGCAGAUUCUUGGAUUAUGUUUCAAAAGAAAUACUUCAUCCCAAUCUACCUUGUGGUCUCCAUAUUCAUCCCGUGCAUCUUUCCUAUUUUGCUGUGGAACGAAGAUCCAAUUGUAUCCCUUCUGGUUUGCUUUAUUGGCAAAACAGCGGUUGUACUUAAUAUUACAUGGUCCGUAAAUAGUUUCUCUCAUCUCCAUGGAACAAAACCCUACGAUAAAUCUAUCCUUCCGGCUCAGAAUGAAUUUGUAAGCUUCAUAGCUGGAGGGGAGGGAUAUCACAACUACCAUCAUGUCUAUCCAUGGGACUACAGAACCGCAGAACUUGGAUCAAACUACAAUUUAACCGCCAAAUUGAUUGAUUACUGCGCCAAGAAGGGAUGGGUUUACGAUCUCAAAGUUCCCACAGAGGAGUCCAUAAGGAAUCGCGUCAGGAAGACUGGAGAUAACUCUCAUGAAAAAUACGGAGAUAUUACCAAGUACACUUAA
Molecule: messenger RNA, 891 nt
Organism: Lutzomyia longipalpis
Lineage: Eukaryota; Metazoa; Arthropoda; Insecta; Diptera; Psychodidae
Product: acyl-CoA Delta(11) desaturase-like
Exons: 3
Coding region: 106-891 (261 amino acids)
Biological process (GO): unsaturated fatty acid biosynthetic process
Cellular component (GO): endoplasmic reticulum membrane
Molecular function (GO): iron ion binding; stearoyl-CoA 9-desaturase activity
Source: RefSeq, a predicted model, not a curated record